AUGAGCAGUAGGAAGGGGGGCCCAAAAGCUGCAUCGAAGAAGGGGCAGACAGCACCUGCUGGACCGAAGCCACGAGCUGCAGCCGGGAGACCAGGAGAGAGCAGCCAGCCCCAGAAGAAGGCAGGCCGGCAGGCAAAGGAGCCCGAGAGCCCCGAGGCUCCUGCAGGGCCCACGGCCGAGGACCGGGCAGCCACGCUCAUCCAGUGCGCCUUCCGGCAGCACCUGGCCCGGAGGGCGCUGGGCCUCCGUCGGCAGGAGCGCCGGGAGUACCUGGAGGAGAUGGAGAAGCUGCAGCGGGAAGCCUACCUGGCCGUGGUGCGCCGGGAGCAGGAGGCGGCGCGGCGGCAGCGCGAGCAGGAGGAGGCGGCGGAGCGCGCGCGGCGGGAGGAGCUGCAGCGCCGCCGCCGCCUGCUGGAAGCCGCCUUCGAUGGCGACCUGAACGAGAUCCAGGCCGUGCUGAAGGAGGUGGAGCAGCUGCUCACCCGCGAGGGCGUGGGCCACGACGAGGCGGGCAAGGCCAAGCGGCUGCUGCGGCGCGUGGCCUUGGUGGAGUGCGAGGACAGCCACGGGAACACGCCGCUGUCCGAGGCGGCCGCGGGCGGGCAGCCCUUGGCCAUCCAGCUGCUGGCGGAGCUCGGCGCCAGCCCCAACAGCAAGGGCGCCUUCGGCCGGUCCCCGUUGUACCGCGCGGCCUUCGGGGGCCAUCUGGAAGCCGUGGAGGUGCUUCUGAAGCUGGGCGCGGACCCGCGGGUGUACGCGGAGGACGGGAGCACCCCAGCGCAGGUGGCCUCCCUGGACACGGUGGUCAGUGUGCUGCGGUCGUGGGAUCUGAGCCUCACGGAAGCCAUGCUCCAGAACAUGGAGGCCGAGCGGCAGCGCAGGGACCAGGAAGCCCGGAAGCACAAGGAGGCUGAGGCCAAGCGAAUAAAUGUCAAGGUGCAGCAGCUGGCCAAGGAGCAGCAGCGGUGUCACAAGGAGCUACAGCAGGCCUACUGUGAACUCAACCGGAGGAUCACGGAACACGAUAAGUGUGAGCGGAAGCACAUGGGCAAGACAGAGCUCACGCUGCAGGCGAUCAAGGACGCGGAGGCCCAGGUGGACUGGCUGCGGCAGGAGGCCCAGAAGGCCGAGGAGACACUGGCCAUGGCCAGGCUGGAGCUUCGGGAGCAGAUACAGGAGGAGGAGGAGGAGGUGCCGGGGCUGAGGUGCCGCGUGAGCGAGCUCCACGACGUGCUCAUGAAGGACGUGGGUGACCGCAUCCUCGCCGAUGGCCGGUGGCCUCUCAUCAUCGACCCUUCAGGACAGGCGGCCACCUUCCUGCGCUACCAGGACACCAACUACGUGGACACCGUGAACCCCGAGCACCUGAGGCCCGAGAGGAUCCGGCUGGCUCUGCUGGGGGCGCUCAGGUACGGGAAGCCGCUGGUGUUUGACCUGCGGGAGAUGGACCUGUUCCCCGUGGUGCAGCAGCAGCUGGAGGCCGUGCAGCCGGGGCUGGCGCAGGCGCUGCUGAGCCGGGAGUGGCUGGCGCAGGAGCGGUACCUGGAGCUGCUGCGGCCGGCCGACGGCCCCGAGUAUGAGCCGUCUCAGUUCCAGGCGGCGCGCCUGGCCCACUUCCGCCUCUUCGUAGUCACCCGGCUGCAGUGGCCGCCGGCGGAGCAGCUGCAGCUGCUGCUCCCCGUGCGGGUGCAGCUGCCCAGCCCAGGCCUCCUGUUGUCUGGCCAAUGA
Dipodomys spectabilis (banner-tailed kangaroo rat) is the source of this 1728-nucleotide messenger RNA. It is a transcript of the gene Iqank1, whose product is annotated as IQ motif and ankyrin repeat containing 1. The transcript is spliced from 13 exons. The record is from RefSeq and is a predicted model, not a curated record. NCBI's taxonomy places the organism in Eukaryota, Metazoa, Chordata, Mammalia, Rodentia, Heteromyidae. Bases 1 to 1728 code for a protein of 575 amino acids. Gene Ontology annotation, cellular component: cytoplasm; nucleus. Gene Ontology annotation, molecular function: protein binding. Gene Ontology annotation, biological process: regulation of barbed-end actin filament capping.